This is a messenger RNA of Puccinia graminis f. sp. tritici CRL 75-36-700-3, 561 nucleotides long. RefSeq names its product aldehyde dehydrogenase (NAD+). NCBI's taxonomy places the organism in Eukaryota, Fungi, Basidiomycota, Pucciniomycetes, Pucciniales, Pucciniaceae. Gene Ontology annotation, molecular function: aldehyde dehydrogenase (NAD+) activity. The transcript has 6 exons. The coding region runs from base 1 to 561 and encodes 186 amino acids. The record is from RefSeq and is a predicted model, not a curated record.
AUGCCUUGCCCCCAGAUUACCUUGAGCUUCCCGCCUCACCUUCAGCUGGAGCCAGUGACCUUAGAGACCGGUUUAUUUAUUAACAACAAAUUCGUCGAGUCAGCUAGUAAAGGGACCUUCGAGACAAUUAACCCAACCAACGGGAAAGUGAUUGGCUCAGUUUCAGAAGCAAAAUCCAAAGAUGUCGAUGUCGCGGUCAAAGCGGCGUCAGAAGCUUUCGAUAAGGUCUGGGGUCUCAAAACCCCAGGCGCGUCGAGAGGGAAGAUGCUGAUGCAUUUGGCCGAUAAGAUCGAGGCUAAUUUGGACACAUUUGCGGCAAUUGAAGCCAUGGAUAACGGCAAGGCUUUCACGAUAGCCAAGGGGUUUGAAAUCCCCGCAGCAGCAGAGUGCAUGAGAUACUAUGGGGGCUGGGCAGACAAGAAUACCGGCCAGACGAUCGAAGUAAACGAGUCCAAGAUGGCUUUCACUAUCCACGAGCCAAUCGGUGUGACUGCUCAUGUUGUCGUGGAAGGUGGCACCAGCACUAGCGACGGGAAACACGGUGGUUUUGAAGCCAUCUGA